This is a messenger RNA of Cotesia congregata, 4202 nucleotides long. Lineage: Eukaryota; Metazoa; Arthropoda; Insecta; Hymenoptera; Braconidae. The record is from the annotation of a GenBank genome assembly.
GAGCGUCUACAGAUUUGGUGCCGCAGUUACUUGGUAUGUUUGAUGAGUUGGCACAUAAGGCUAUUGAUCACCUCACCCAUCUACAUCAGCACCAGCGUCAGGAAAACCAGAGCAUUAAUUCCUCGGCGCUGGCAGUAGGCCCCAAUGAGGAUGACAAACGAUUGUUCAGACAAGAAAUAACCGACGGGAGUGCUGGUGGAUUGAUGCCAGAUUAUGCCACCAGGAGACGUAAACACCUCGACCGUCCACUAUCAGGCAGUUCAAUUGCCUCAAGCACGUCCUCUAGUGGAUGCAGUAAUCAAGGAAACGCUUGUUCCGCUAAUCCCUAUUUGGCUUCAGUCGAGUCACUGGCCGAUACCUGUGCCAGCUCUCAAGGUUCUGCAGACAGUGGCGUAGUAACAGCCUCUGAAGCGACAAACGCAAACAACAUAAACAGAAGAAACAGCCAAAGUAUCGAAGAUUCACCACUUUUGUAUCACCGUGCCCGUUAUUGCGAUCCAAAACGAAACCCAGUAGAGCGAGUACUGUUAGAAAUAGUGGACACUGAGGCGAUAUACGUGGAGCACCUGCGCCAAGUAAUCCAAGGGUACUUGAUAUUUUGGCGAGACGACCCUGCUUCGUUGCUGCAGGAUCUCGAAUUGAAUGAUCUGUUCAGCAAUAUCGAGGACAUAUUCCGUUUCAACAGCGAAUUUCUAAAGGAAAUAGAAGCCUGCGGUUUAGAUCCUGUUAGCAUCGCUAAUACAUUUACUAAACACAACUCCGGCUUCAAGGUUUACACGGAAUACUGUACAAAUUAUCCACGUACAGUAUCGGUACUUACGGAUCUGAUGAGUCGUGAUGAUACUGCUAAAGCAUUUCGUGAGAGACAAGCUGCACUGGGUCAUGCAUUGCCGCUCGGUUCGUUUCUUCUUAAGCCGGUACAGAGAAUAUUAAAGUACCAUUUGUUGUUGGAGAACUUGUCAAAGGAGUACGAGGCUGACGAGACUAGGAAGAGGAGAGACAAAGAUUUGUUCGGUAAAGCUAAAGACGAUCGUAAUAUUAUUGAGGAGGCAUUGGCUACUAUGACCGGUAUCGCUAAACACAUAAAUGCUAUGAAGCGACGGCACGAACACGCCGUGAGGGUUCAGGAGAUACAAUCGCUCCUUUACGGAUGGCCUGGUCCUGAUCUUACCACCAGUGGGGAGCUGAUCGCCGAGGGUAGAUUCAGAAUGAGGGGCGCCAAAGCACCACGACAUGCAUUUCUUUUCGAACGGAUGUUGCUAUUGACCAAAAAAAAGGAAGAUGGCUUACUUGUUUACAAAGCCCAUAUUAUGUGCUCUAACUUGAUGUUGAUUGAAAGUAUACCCGGUGAGCCUUGUAGUUUUCACGUUAUUCCAUUUGAUAAUCCACGUUUGCAAUAUACAUUACAGGCACGAAACUUGGAACAAAAACGCGAGUGGACUCUUCAAAUAAAACGAGUGAUGCUAGAAAACUACAACGCCGUGAUUCCUAUCCAUGCACGACAAUUAGUUCUACAACUCGGACAAACCCACCACGAGGACGAAAAUACGAACGUCAGCGACCGCGGAUCCGCAAAGAAGUUGUACUCAGCACCUCCGGAGUACUUGGAGCGUCGAAAGUUGGAAAAAGAACGCCGGCGCUCAGAAGCCGGCAUCCGUCAAAAGUUGAAGAAAACCAUGUCCUCAAAAACACCGGAGCCCAACCAAAAUCAAUCUACCCCAGAUUCACCCGCAUCCUCUCGAAAAUCAACCGAAGACCCGAACAUGAAUCGCGAUCGAAGCCUGAACCGAUCUCUCGACGGCCGCACCUCUAAUAAAGUGAAGGAUCGUUUUACAAACUGGCGACGUAAAUCCGAACCUGGUUUCCAAUCUUACAUCUCGCUGAACCAGUCCGACGACGAAAAAGAUGGAGAUAUAGUUACUGAAGCUACCGAUUCUUUGAUACAAGCUGACUCAUCAGCACCCGAAAUAGCCAAUUCAGCAAACCCCAACACCAGCGCUGUUAAUGACACGUAUAGUAAUAAUUUGUCAAGUAAAAAUUUACCUUCUGCAAACAUAAAUACCAAAGAUAAAGAUACCAACGAACAACAACAACAAUUGCAACAAAUACCGCAAGAACAAACACAACCACGGACUGUUGAAGAAAUAGUCGGGCAUAUUUUAAUGCAGAACCAGGAAUUUCAACGUCUGUUGGAAAAACAGCGAAAUAACAGUCUCGCAAAUGUCAGGAAUCAGCGGUUUAAAAAACAUCAAAGGUCUGUUGACACUUCUGAUGACAGUGACACCGGUGAACAAAAUUAUUCAAUUGAUUUUAACAACAUUAAUAAUAGUAAUAGUAACAACAAUAAUAAUAAUAAUAAUAAUAAUAAUAAUUCUAGAGUAAGACCAAACAGAAUAGUAAGACGAGAGCACAGACUAGUAAGAACCAACAACGCCUGGAACAGUUUAUCUUCCCAAAGUUCUCGGGAUACUCAGCCCAGUUUGCAGCUCCAGUACAACAACUUGCGGGUUGACGACAACAAGAACCAAGUUCAAUCUAACAACAAAAUAAACCGGGUUCAAGAAAAAAAAGCUGUAUUUGAAGCCUUUAAGCGACAGAGUAUCGUUACGGAGAGCAAGAUCAUUAAAACUGCACUGCGCAUGCGCGACAACAGUCCCGCGAGUGCCGAAAAAAUGGCCGGCAAAGAUAUUGAUACUGGCGAUGUUGAUGACGCGUUGUGUAAUUCUCAUUAUGGAGUGUGGGAUGAAUUGAAGAGCGAACGAUGUUCGAAGACUAGUUCUGACAGUCCAACUAGGCCUGCAGUUUGGCUGACAAAACUCUGUCAGGACUUGCCGAGCUCGCCGCAAAAAAGCGGAUCAUUACCCCGGAGCUUUCAGAUAAAUCAAAAUAAUCCGUCGACGGGGUCGGGGACAGGAACAGAUAUGCAGCAGAUUAGCAAGGCUAGGUUCUUGCAGCGAGAUGGUAAGCCGAUGAGCGAACGGCCUUUUACAAUAGCCUCUGACAAGCCCGCAGAGAUAAAUAUCGAUGAUGUCGAGCAGCGGUAUACCACUGCGGAUAAUAAAAUUAAUUUGGGCAAUAAAUUCAAAGAGUCUACCUCUACUUCGAGAUUUUACUCGGUGGAGGAUAAUCUGACGGAUGCUGACUCGGAUGUCCAGACCACCACCAGUGCGAACAUUCAUCCAGAUCACAAGAUUUACAGGGUAAAUAUCAGUGGAAGCAUGCUGAAGAACGUGCUGUCCAAAGCUGGCAGUAGAUUACAAGGGUUGAGGUCCACUGUCAGCGCGGAGACUCUUGAAUGUGUGGAUGAGUUUGAUAAGACUAAGAGAUUUGCCAGCAAAAUUAAGAAGAAGAAAUUCAGCAAGUCGAGACUGUCGAGAGAAUCUUCGACGGAUGUUGAUGAACCGAUCGGAUGCAUGCCUGGUAAUUCGACGAUGGAUUUAACAGACAUGUAUUAUAAACAAGGAAGUUCUGGACUUGGAGCUCGCAUUGCCCAGGCUGACUAUGCAGACCCGUCAACGCUAUUUUUUGACAUCAAGCGCGGUGAAUCAUGUGCACAAAUUUCUAACAGUAAUUUAGAUAAUGAAGAUGAUAUGGUUGGCAAAGAUGUUGCGGACAGGCAGAGGCUGCCCAGUGAUGGUGAUAAUUAUUAUGAGAAAUGCUUUGAAUCUAUUGAAAAUUAUGUUGAUGAGACUGAUGACGCCUUUAGGGAUAGUGCAAUAUUCAGCGAUGGCGAGGAAGUUAUUUCGCCGUUUGUUAAAAGUAAACUUAGGAUGUCGCUUAAUGAAGUUAGUUCUACUCAAGGGGCUGUAAGUGAUAGAACCGUGGGAAAACCAAAAGUAGCGCCACCUGUGCCUGUAAAGAAGAAAACUAUCAGGAAUACCAAAUUUAUUUGCGAUGACAGCAAACCUGACAUUGCGCUGAAGCCGGAUAACCUGAAAGUACGCACUAGGUUUAUUGUUGGUAAUGCUGGCUAUGCUGGAAAUAUUGAUGAGUGCGUUAAAAUUACUGUUAAGGAGAGAGGCUCGACUCCUGUUUCGAUACCCAGUUAUUUGACGAGCAAGGGGGAAUUUUGUAGCGAAAAUGUUAAUGGAGAUAAUGGUAAUGAGGGAAGAAAUAAUUCUAAUGAUGUUUCAGCGGGACAGAGUCAAGCAGGUUGGGUUAAGAAAAUGGUGGGACAACUGCAAGCACAAAUAGAAACUCUG